AUGAAAUCAGAAGGAGCUGAGGAGCCAACUCGUGAGGAAAUGAAGGAGAUGCUUUCCAAGUUGAUGGAAAAUCGUAGCAAGCAUUAUAGGAGUCAGAAGGGUCCUCACUAUUGUGGAAGGUUCGCUGUAAAGAAGAUUGAAGAAGUGUGUCCGGAUCUUUGUACCCUGAAUGAUGAUACUCUCAUUGGUGCCAUGUGUAGACGUCAUCUCACGGAUGAAGAGAUUAUUCUCAGAUGUUGCCCCUAG
Messenger RNA from Caenorhabditis briggsae, 246 nucleotides. It is a transcript of the gene Cbr-ins-20, whose product is annotated as Protein CBR-INS-20. The record is from RefSeq and is a predicted model, not a curated record. Lineage: Eukaryota; Metazoa; Nematoda; Chromadorea; Rhabditida; Rhabditidae. The coding region runs from base 1 to 246 and encodes 81 amino acids. The transcript has 2 exons. Gene Ontology annotation, cellular component: extracellular region. Gene Ontology annotation, molecular function: hormone activity.